AUGAAUAGCGGUGAAGAGCAAGCUGUGGAAAUAGUAUCAAGCUGUCGAGGUAUAUACAAAUUGAGGUUGGAUGGGUCAAUUGCAGAAUUACCGAAAGAGCUCCACAACUAUCCAAACCUCACCAAGUUACAAUUGUAUAAUUGUGGUCUCAAGGAGGACCAAAUGGGAAUACUAGAGAAGCUGCCAAACCUAACAACUCUAUGCCUUGAAAGUAUGGCUUUCCAUGAGAAUACAAAGAUACUAGUUUUCUCCAUAAGAGGCUUUCCUUCUCUUGAAUUUCUUCAUGUUUCUAGAAUGGACCAAAUAACAGAGCUGAGGGUAGAGGAAAGUCUAUUCCUGUCAGUGAUGGCAGCCUAA
Prunus armeniaca (apricot) is the source of this 357-nucleotide messenger RNA. The record is from the annotation of a GenBank genome assembly. Lineage: Eukaryota; Viridiplantae; Streptophyta; Magnoliopsida; Rosales; Rosaceae.